AUGGCUUCUGAAAAGGUUGAGACUGUGAUUGCUGGAAACUACAUUGAAAUGGAAAGAGAAGAAGACAAUUCACGUUCGUCAAAGAGUAGAUUAUCUAAGCUGUUUUGGCAUGGUGGAUCCGUCUAUGAUGCAUGGUUUAGCUGUGCCUCUAACCAGGUUGCACAAGUGCUGCUUACGUUGCCGUAUUCAUUUUCACAACUGGGGAUGUUAUCUGGGAUUAUAUUUCAGCUGUUUUAUGGGUUGAUGGGAAGCUGGACUGCUUAUCUCAUUAGUGUCCUUUAUGUUGAGUACAGAACUAGGAAGGAGAGAGAGAAGGUUGAUUUCAGGAACCAUGUUAUUCAGUGGUUUGAAGUUCUUGAUGGGCUGCUGGGAAAGCACUGGAGGAAUUUAGGCUUAUUUUUCAACUGCACUUUCCUUCUGUUCGGAUCCGUGAUUCAACUAAUUGCUUGUGCAAGCAAUAUUUACUACAUUAACGACAAUCUGGACAAGAGAACGUGGACUUACAUAUUUGGCGCCUGCUGCGCAACAACUGUUUUCAUACCUUCAUUUCAUAAUUAUCGAAUGUGGUCUUUUUUAGGCCUCAUGAUGACCACUUACACUGCUUGGUAUCUCACUGUUGCUUCUCUCCUCCAUGGCCAGGUGGAAGGAGUGAAGCACUCUGGGCCAGCCAAAAUGGUUCUGUAUUUUACCGGAGCUACCAACAUUCUAUACACCUUUGGUGGACAUGCUGUGACAGUGGAGAUAAUGCAUGCGAUGUGGAAGCCACAAAAGUUCAAGCUAAUCUACUUUUUAGCAACACUUUAUGUGUUAACUCUCACACUUCCGUCAGCUUCUGCUGUUUACUGGGCAUUUGGAGACUUACUCCUCACUCACUCCAAUGCCUUCUCCUUGCUCCCAAGGUCUGGUUUUAGAGACACUGCUGUCGUCCUCAUGCUCAUUCACCAGUUCAUAACAUUUGGGUUUGCGUGUACUCCACUUUACUUCGUCUGGGAAAAAUUCAUCGGAGUACACGAGACAAAAAGUGUGUUGAAGAGAGCAGUGGGUAGAUUACCAGUGGUCAUACCCAUUUGGUUCCUGGCUAUCAUUUUCCCAUUCUUCGGUCCUAUAAACUCCACAGUUGGCUCUCUUCUCGUCAGCUUCACCGUCUAUAUAAUCCCUGCUUUGGCUCACAUGGUCACUUUUGCUCCUGCAGCUGCACGAGAGAACGCAGUGGAGCGACCACCGAAAAUGGUUGGAGGAUGGACGGGAUUAUACUCGAUCAACAUAUUUGUGGUGGUAUGGGUGUUUGUGAUUGGAUUUGGGUUUGGAGGAUGGGCGAGCAUGCUGAAUUUCGUUCAUCAAAUUCAUAAUUUUGGCUUAUUCACCAAGUGCUACCAGUGCCCAUCUCACAAGCCUUAAAUAUUAUUGCUCUCUUUCUUUUUUUUUCUUUUUUUUUCAAACAAGUUAAUUAACAGAUUAAGAUACAGUGUUAA
This is a messenger RNA of Carica papaya (papaya), 1472 nucleotides long. RefSeq names its product auxin transporter-like protein 3. Lineage: Eukaryota; Viridiplantae; Streptophyta; Magnoliopsida; Brassicales; Caricaceae. The record is from RefSeq and is a predicted model, not a curated record.